CGGGCUCUGCCUCCGCCGUGGGCGGGAAAUGCUGCUGCUCGAUUGCAACCUGGAGGUGGGGACUCUGCAGCACCUGCUGGAGACGGGGACCUCGGCGAACGCACCCUCGGACCCCUGCCAGCGGUCGCCUGUCCACUUGGCCUCUGGUGGCGGCCUUGCUUGCUUGCUUCUCUGGCAGCUGCAAACAGGCGCUGACCUCAACCCCCAGGAUAUUCGUGGAGAAGCUCCACUACACAAGGCAGCCAAAGCUGGGAGCCUGAAGUGCCUGCUUGUGGCCAGUGAUGCCCAGAUUGAGCAAGUGGAAAACUGGUGGCUUCACCUUUUGUCUUCUUGUUUAGACUAA
Messenger RNA from Trichechus manatus latirostris (Florida manatee), 343 nucleotides. It is a transcript of the gene ANKRD37, whose product is annotated as ankyrin repeat domain 37. The transcript is spliced from 3 exons. Lineage: Eukaryota; Metazoa; Chordata; Mammalia; Sirenia; Trichechidae. Gene Ontology annotation, cellular component: cytoplasm; nucleus. The record is from RefSeq and is a predicted model, not a curated record. The coding region runs from base 29 to 343 and encodes 104 amino acids.